This is a messenger RNA of Aethalodelphis obliquidens (Pacific white-sided dolphin), 2580 nucleotides long. RefSeq names its product olfactory receptor 13C7-like. Gene Ontology annotation, cellular component: membrane. Gene Ontology annotation, biological process: G protein-coupled receptor signaling pathway. Gene Ontology annotation, molecular function: olfactory receptor activity; G protein-coupled receptor activity. Lineage: Eukaryota; Metazoa; Chordata; Mammalia; Artiodactyla; Delphinidae. The record is from RefSeq and is a predicted model, not a curated record.
CCCAUAAGGGAAGCCACUUAAGGGUGCAAAUAACUCUUACAAACACUGCGGUAACAUGCACGUGUAUUCUGGCUGCUGCAGAAUUCCUUUUGGUGAAAGAAAAUAUUAACAUGGGAAAGACCAAUCAGUCUUCUGUUACAGAAUUUGUCCUACUGGGGCUUUCUGGCUACCCAGAGCUUGAGGCCAUUUAUUUCUUGCUGGUGCUAUUUAUGUACCUGGUGAUCCUGCUGGGAAAUGGAGUCAUCAUCAUUGUGUGUGACUCUUACCUGCGCACCCCCAUGUACUUUUUCCUCAGUAACUUAUCAUUCUUGGAUAUUUGCUACACCAGUUCUUCUAUUCCCUUAUUUCUCAGCAGGUUCUUAGCUUCAAAGAAAACCAUUUCCUUCUCUGGGUGUGGAGUGCAAAUGUUUCUCUCCUUUGCUAUGGGAACCACAGAGUGUGUCCUUCUAAGCAUGAUGGCAUUUGACUGCUAUGUGGCCAUGUGUAACCCUCUGAGAUACCCUGUCAUUAUGAGCAAGAAUUUGUAUGUGCCUGUGGCUGCUGGGUCCUGGAUUGCAGAGGGUGUCAAUUCUGUGUUGCAGAUGUCUCUUGGCAUGCGGCUUCCCUUCUGUGGGGAUAAUGUCAUUAAUCAUUUUACUUGUGAAAUCUUGGCUGUCUUAAAAUUGGCCUGUGCUGAUAUCUCCAUAAAUGUUAUUAGCAUGGUUGUUGCUAAUAUGAUUUUUCUUCUGGUUCCAGUACUUUUCAUUUUUGUUUCCUAUGUUUUCAUUCUCCCCACCAUCCUGAGGAUUCCUUCUGCAGAGGGAAGGCAUAAAGCCUUUUCCACCUGCUCUGCCCACCUCACAGUGGUGAUUAUAUUCUAUGGAACCAUCCUCUUCACGUAUGCAAAACUCAAAGCUAAAGACUUCUCUGGUGCAGACAAAGUACAAGUCACAGACAAAAUCAUCUCUCUCUUCUAUGGUGUUGUGACUCCUAUGCUCAACCCCCUCAUCUAUAGUUUGAGGAACAAAGAUGUGAAGGCAGCUCUGAAGAAUGUAUUCUGUCGGAAAUGCUCCUCAGAGGAAAUGUGAAUGUUGUUUUUUUGGUAAAAAAUUCAUUUACUCUGAAUGCAGGACUAGUUCUCACCUGGAGUUCCAAAGUAAAUGUAAGGGUUGGUAGUAUCGUUAAUUCUUGAAAUACUUAUUUUUCUGUUCCUAGCAUCUAAAUGUGAGAGAAAUCUGGGGCCUAUAUUCUUCAUGACUGGCUUAAAGAAAAAAAGGGAAAGAAAUCUAUGGGUAAAAGGAUUCUCAUCCAAACCACCCACAUUCACAGAAUUUAUUAUAGUUUAACUCUGGAAUGACGAGUUCUGUAAUCUUAUGUGAACAGAAGUACCUUGUAACUAGUUUAACUUCUUAUUCUCUAUUUGCAUCAGUUUUCUAGUCUCAUAUCUUUCUUAGGAAGGUAAAGUAGAAAGUGCCUUGUUAAGUGUCAGAGUGCUAUAGAAACUCACCAUUAAAUAAUUCAUAACAGGGUAGUGUUUGACCUUAGAGAGGGAUGACCACUUUUGGCUAUGUAUACAUUAUAGGCAAGAGUAGAAAAAAAUGUUGCUAUUUUCCUAGGGCUGAUAUCCUUUUGGCUGCAAUCUGGCAAGCAUACUUCUGUGCAGAGGUAUCUGAGGCAAUGUGAGGCUUAGUGCAGAUGCCCCAUCUGAUGGGGAAAUUUGGUCUAUCUUGUGUUUCAACAGAUGAGCAGUGACAUCUUUGAAUGAAAAUGAUGAUUACUGUUAAGUGACAUAAAAAUUACUCAGUUUCUAGAGAAUGUGGUUGUCCACUUCUCUGAGAACAUUGUGAUAAUGGGUUUAGAGUGUCACAGAUUAAGUAUUUUUACAGUUACAUGAAAGGAAAAUGGAGUUCUCACACCAUAAAAACAACACAUAAUGGAUGGGAAGAAAAACAUGAAGGCACUUAAAAGAAAAAAAAUAGGUUAGAGCUUAGUUAGACAAGGCAUUUUUUAAAAAAUAGAGUUUUCAAUCUAGUUAAAGAAAAAAAAAUCAGUCAUUAAGUGGUUGCUUAGCACGGAGAAUGAAAGGGACCCUGGGAACUUCCUUUCAUUCAAUGCUCAUCCAACAGAUUUUAAGUCAAGUAUAACCUUGGAGAGGUUAUACUUAAUGUAGAGAGUGAUGAAUCUGGCGUUCCUUUUAGCCUGAUUCUAGUAAAUAUGCUAUUCAUAUAAGUAAUCCCCUUGAUUUGACCUAGUUUCCCCCUUCUGAUGAGAAGCAGACAUCCAGGUCACCUGUAUAGAAGGAAAGAAUGGACUGAGCAAAGGAAUGAAGUGGCUCUUCCACUUUGGCCUAGGUUUCGCAUUGUAAAGGAUGGCACUCUGCUUCAUAGUAGUAUCUGUGAGCUAGUGUGAAUCAACCCCUGUGAACGAGAUCUAGCUUCUUGUUUUAACCAAUCAACUUUGAGUCUUGUAGGGCUAAGGAACAGAAUGUGGACCUUAGUUAAAAAAACAGCAGCAACAACAACAACAAAACACACAGUAUUGCUGUCUGGUGAGGUCUGUUGGCAGGAAGCCUGACAGCUUCUCUUGGGGGAAGCCUCUGAA